Molecule: messenger RNA, 2083 nt
Organism: Dimorphilus gyrociliatus
Lineage: Eukaryota; Metazoa; Annelida; Polychaeta; Dinophilidae
Source: the annotation of a GenBank genome assembly
ACUCUCCGAAAUUUUAGUACCUUACGAGAAGGGUUCUGCCAAAGAGGCAAAAACCGGUUGUUUUUAGCGACAUCUAUAGGAUUUUUAAUGGGAAAAUUUUGAGCAUGAAACUUAAGAGAAAUAUACGGUUUUUACUAUUUCUAACAUUCUUAUGGCUUAUUGGGUUACUCUACUAUAUCUGGUCUCUUCCUGCAGAGGUAAAUUUGUUAAUACUUACUGAUAAUAAUAGUUUAUAAAGCGAAUUACGAACUGACGAACGCAAUAUUUUUUGCCUUCAGAAAAACAGCGUGUAAAACCUUAAUAAACGUUAAUAAUAAAUUUAAAAUACUGCAUAACUAUCCACUAUAAAAUGCUGGAGAAUGAAAGAAUGCUUUUAAUCAAUGUCAAGUAACUAUUAAAGAUAAUUAGUUCCUAUUACUUUAAUUCUAGUAUUGUCCCUUUAUAUGAUUGCUAUAUUAACUUGCUAUUUCGCUGUAAAUUUUUUAUUAGUUAUAUCAGAAUGAAAAAGUUACAUAAAGGAUUAUUGUUAAAAAAAGAAGGGGUCGAAGAUCAUACAAAUCAACAAGAACGCUAUCAACAACAACAUCGCACUGCAGGCAGUCUCUACUUCGAUGAAAAAAAAUAUAUAGAUAAGACUCGUAUAAAACCAGGUGAAGAUGCUUAUGCAAGGAAUAAAUUUAAUCAAGCAGCUAGUGAUGAUAUUCCAAGUGGUAGAGACAUUCCAGAUGCUAGAAAUUAUGAGUGUCAUAAAGUUAAUUAUCCCAAUGAUUUACCGAAAACUUCCGUUAUCAUAACAUUCUAUAACGAAGCAAGAUCAACAUUACUUAGGACUGUUGUUAGUGUUAUAAAUAGAACACCAGAAGAGAUUUUAGAAGAGAUUAUACUUGUUGACGAUCAUAGCGACGAUCCAACGGAUGGUUUGGAAUUAGAAAAAAUAAAUAAAGUAAAAGUUAUUCGUAAUGAGAAAAGACAGGGUCUAAUAAGAUCGAGAAUAGUUGGGGCCGACAAGGCUGUUGCCCCUGUGCUAACUUUUUUAGAUAGUCACUGCGAAUGCGGUUAUCUGUGGCUGGAACCAUUAUUAUUAAGAAUAAAAGAAAAUUAUAGAGCGGUUGUUUCGCCUAUAAUUGAUAUACUAAGCAUGGAGAAUUUCCAAUAUUCAGCUGCCUCUGAUAUGCUAAAAGGUGGAUUUGAUUGGAAUUUAAUUUUUAAAUGGGUUUAUAUGACAGAUAAAGAGCGUUUAGAACACGCCAAAUCGCCAAUUGCACCUAUAAGAACUCCAAUGAUUGCUGGAGGCUUAUUCUCUAUUAGUAAACAGUAUUUUAUUGAAAUAGGAAAAUAUGAUUCUAAGAUGGACGUUUGGGGAGGAGAAAAUUUAGAAAUAUCGUUCCGUGUCUGGCAAUGUCACGGCUCCUUAGAAAUUAUUCCGUGCAGUAGGGUUGGCCAUGUGUUUAGGAAGCAGCAUCCUUACACUUUCCCUGGAGGAAGUGGUAAUGUGUUUGCUCGUAACACAAGGCGAGCAGCCGAAGUUUGGAUGGGCGAUUAUAAGCGUUUCUAUUUUGACGCUGUCCCUUCAGCAAAAUUUGUUGAUUUUGGAGAUGUUGGGGAUAGAUUAGCUUUAAAGAAUAAUCUCAAGUGCAAAUCGUUCAAGUGGUACUUGGAAAAUGUAUACCCAGAAUUGGAAGUACCGGAUAAAUCGGAAGAUCACUAUGGUGCAUUUAGACAGAAUUUAAAUUGCUUAGACACAUUAUCACGCGAACAGGGGGAAUCAGUUGGGAUAUUCGGAUGUCAUAACUCAGGAGGUAAUCAAAAUUGGGCACUAACAAAAGACAAUCAAAUCAAACAUUCUGAAUUUUGCUUGACAAUUGAAAGAGAGACAUCAGGAUCGAUUCUCAAAUUAUACGAAUGUAGUAAAGUUGAUUCGAGACAGAAAUUUAUUGAAUACGGUGAUCGAAUGUUCAAGCAUAUUUCAAGCAACUUGUGCAUAGAUAGCUCAUUUUACAAAACCGAUAAAGGGGUUGGACUAGAAAUAUGUGAUACUAAUAAAAUAUCACAAAAAUGGAGGCAUGUACCAAAUGUAAAUUAA